Molecule: messenger RNA, 1532 nt
Organism: Juglans microcarpa x Juglans regia
Lineage: Eukaryota; Viridiplantae; Streptophyta; Magnoliopsida; Fagales; Juglandaceae
Product: mRNA cap guanine-N7 methyltransferase 1-like
Exons: 13
Coding region: 266-1384 (372 amino acids)
Biological process (GO): 7-methylguanosine mRNA capping
Cellular component (GO): nucleus
Molecular function (GO): mRNA 5'-cap (guanine-N7-)-methyltransferase activity
Source: RefSeq, a predicted model, not a curated record
GAGCUUGCAUAGUUUAUACCUCCGUUCAAAUCCGCCCCAAUCGAAGACGCAAAAAUCCCUCCUUGCUCUCUCAAGCUCGUUGCCCCCCGCCCUUUUUUUUUCCCCUCUGAUCAAACCCGAUAAAGAACGCACCUUUACAUUUCCUGUGUUCCUUGUCUCGGAAACAAAAACCGCUUGAUUGGUGCCAAACCCACAUUUCAUCCGAUUCAUCACAAGCCCAGAACCUGUUUUGAAUCAGAGUCGUUAUCAUUUUGAUCGUUUAGAAAUGAAGCGAGGGUACCCAGAAUCUCCGUCGGCCUCUGUGGGGCCACCUCAGUCCAAAUUCAAGUAUAACCCUGAAGGUGAUGCACACUUUUUAGAGGAUGAAAGCACCAAGAUUAUUGCGCGGAAAGUGGCUGAGCAUUACAGUGCAAGGACGAAUCAGACUCUGGAAGAAAGAGAAAAUAGUCCAAUCAUCCAUUUAAAGAAACUCAACAAUUGGAUUAAAAGUGUACUUAUUCAGCUCUAUGCUCGCCGAGGGGAUGCAGUUCUUGAUCUUGCCUGUGGCAAGGGUGGCGAUCUGAUCAAAUGGGACAAGGCAAAAAUUGGAUAUUAUGUUGGUGUUGAUAUAGCCGAAGGCUCAAUAGAAGACUGUCGUACACGUUAUAAUGGUGAUGCUGAUCACCAUCAGCGUCGUAAAAAAUUCACAUUUCCUGCCCGACUCAUAUGUGGAGACUGUUUUGAGAUUCGCUUGGACAAAGUACUUGCAGAUGAUGCACCUUUUGAUAUUUGCAGUUGUCAGUUUGCCUUGCAUUACUCCUGGUCCACUGAGGCACGUGCACGGCGAGCCUUGGCAAACAUAUCAGCUUUACUUCGUCCAGGGGGCACCUUGAUUGGGACUAUGCCAGAUGCCAAUGUGAUUGUAAAAAAACUUAGAGAAGCUGAAGGGUUGACCUUUGGUAAUAGUGUCUACUGGAUACAUUUUGAUGAAGAAUUUUCUGAGAAGAAAUUUAAAUCUUCUCAUCCUUUUGGUAUCAAGUACAAAUUUCACCUAGAGGAUGCUGUUGAUUGCCCAGAAUGGAUUGUCCCCUUUCAUGUCUUCAAAUCAUUGGCAGAAGAGUAUGAUUUGGAGCUAGUUUUUGCGAAGAACUCGCAUGAAUUUGUGCACGAAUAUAUGAAAAGGCCAGACUAUGUGGAGCUCAUGCGUAGGCUUGGUGCUUUGGGUGAUGGUAACCAAGAUCAGAGUACACUCUCACAAGAUGAAUGGGAAGUAGCUUAUCUAUACUUGGCAUUUGUCUUGAAGAAGCGAGGCCAACCAGAUCAGAUACAAGGAAAAGCCAGGAGAGACAGGGGGCAGAUGCAUAUAUCAAAGGAGGACAUCAUGUCCCUUAGUAGCGAUUUUUAAACAAUGCAAUAACACCGGUUGUUAGGGCAUGGGGAAGCCUGUGCAAUGGAGUGGUUUUGUUUUAAAAUGCUCUGCCACCAAUUACAGACUUACAGAUAUAUCAAUUCAAUUUUGUAGAACCGAAAUAAUAAGGGUAGUAUUUUCAAUC